AUGUCUUUCCGGGCAGUCAUCCGUACUAUCCUCAUGACAUCCAAGCUCAACGUGCUGCUGAUCUUCGUCCCCGUUGGCAUCACGUUCAACUUCAUCCCCGGCAUGCCCGCAGUGCUAGUCUUUGCGUGCAACACCAUUGCCCUGGUUCCACUCUCCAGCCUGCUCGCCUAUGCGACGGAAUGUAUCGCCAGCGACCUGGGAGACACCAUUGGCGCGCUUAUCAACAUCAGCCUGGGCAACCUCAUCGAGCUCAUCACUCUCUUCGUCGCUCUGAAGGAGGGCAAGGUACACAUCGUCCAGGGCGCGCUCGUGGGCUCAAUCCUUGUCAACCUGCUUCUGGUGCUCGGCUGCGCCAUUAUCGUUGGCGACUUUCUUGCUGCCGACCUCGAGCAGCAGUUCGACGUCAGCCAUGCCCAGGCUCUAGCAUGCCUGCUGGCCCUGUCAGUCAUGAGUAUUCUCAUUCCGAUUGGCUUCCACUAUUCCAUGGACGACCAGGAUGCCGCCAACUAUGCUGUCUCGUCCAUGAGUAGAAUAUCGGCCGUCAUUCUCCUCUUCGUCUAUGCCGUCUACGUGUCGUUCCUACUACGGCCUCAGCGUCGUCACGCACGGCCCGUGUCAGUGGAAGAUGGAUCGGGCCACCUCGCUGCCGGGAGUCACGAGGACCUUGGAGCAGAUAGACUACCUGCGAGCCGCACCGUCAAAUUUGCUGACGAUGGAAGAAACACAAGACACCGCCGCGGUGAGAGCAUCGAGAUGAGUGGACUAAGCUCACAAGCCAGUCGCACACAUAAGAACGAAGAAGACGAAGACGACGAAGACUCGACCGAGUCUGACGACGACGGCACUAGCCCCAAUCGGCCAGCAGCCAGAGCCAGCAAAAGCACAAACACGGACUCUCUCAGCCGAGUUCCCAGCAAUACCUCCGGCCCAUCCUCGACGUCCAGGAUAUCGUCCCACUCACGGUCACGUUCUCGAUCGCUGACCAUGCCUGGGGCACAACACAUGGACCUCAUGGGCCGGUACAUGCGCCGGGAUAGCCUGGCCAAUGACACGGACGAUAUCAUUAGCACCGGCCAAAUAUCCAGCUCGGCCCAGCACCGGCGUGCAGGUAGCUCGUCUGUAGAUAUGACGCACAACCUCAGCAGUGGCAGCGCCAACGGACAGCUGAGCAUGGUGAGCAGCCAUUCGGCCACGGCUCUCGUUGCCACGCUCGCCGCACCGCUAGAAGAGAACCUGCCUCAGAUCAGCCGCAACGCCUCGCUUCUCCUGCUAGUCGGGGCGUCCAUCCUGACUGCCAUCUGCGCGGAAUUCAUCGUAGCCAACAUCGAGCAGGUCACCGCCGCGACCGGCUUCUCCAAAGCUUUCAUCGGCCUGAUCGUGCUGCCGAUCGCGGGCAACGCGGCCGAGUUCAUCACGGCCAUCAGCGUCGCGGCCGUGGGCAAGGCCGAUCUCGCGCUGGGCGUUUCGUUCGGUUCCUCCAUCCAGAUCAGCCUGUUCGUCGCGCCGCUGAUGAUCCUCGGCGGUUGGAUCCUGGACCAGGACAUGACGCUCGACUUUGGCGUCUUUGACACGAUUGCGCUCAUCGGAUCGGCCCUGGUCGUGAAUGUGCUCAUCACCAAUGGGCGGUCGAACUAUCUCGAAGGGUGUUUGCUGGUGGCGUGUUACCUCAUGGUUGCGUAA
Microdochium trichocladiopsis is the source of this 1680-nucleotide messenger RNA. RefSeq names its product Sodium/calcium exchanger protein-domain-containing protein. Gene Ontology annotation, cellular component: fungal-type vacuole membrane. The coding region runs from base 1 to 1680 and encodes 559 amino acids. The transcript is spliced from 2 exons. Lineage: Eukaryota; Fungi; Ascomycota; Sordariomycetes; Xylariales; Microdochiaceae. Gene Ontology annotation, molecular function: calcium:proton antiporter activity. Gene Ontology annotation, biological process: calcium ion transmembrane transport; intracellular calcium ion homeostasis. The record is from RefSeq and is a predicted model, not a curated record.